Molecule: messenger RNA, 1317 nt
Organism: Cavenderia fasciculata
Lineage: Eukaryota; Evosea; Eumycetozoa; Acytosteliales; Cavenderiaceae
Exons: 3
Coding region: 1-1317 (438 amino acids)
Source: RefSeq, a predicted model, not a curated record
AUGGUCAUCAACAACAACCGUCAACACUCUUAUUUCACUACUCUUUUUAUUGUAUAUAUUUUAUUUUUUAUUUGUUUUAUUAAUAACAAUGUCGUCGACGCUAGAAUUAGUAGUAGAAGUAGUAGUAGUAGUAGUGACAGCAGUAGUAGUAGUAGUUUAUUAAAUAGUUUAGAAAGAACAGACUCUUCUUCAUCUUCAUCAUUUGAAUCACAAGAUGAUAUGUGUAGAUUUAAAGAUACAAGAACAGGAAAAUUAUUUGAUUUAACUGUACCUGGUAAAGAAACCUAUUCAAGACAUGUAAUAGAAGAUUCAUAUUGGAAGUAUAUGUAUCAUUUUAGUGUUUGUGGUCUUGUAGAUAGACAUUGUCCUGUCGAUCAAAUACCAUCACAGUCACAAUCAUGUCAAGUAUUUGAUGAUGUUCAUUCCUAUACACCUCAGCCAACUGGAUUGUUAUCAACUAGAUUGGCCAAAGUCAUUAAUGACAAGACUAUCCAAUUUCAAUACAAUGUUGAAGGUGAUAAGGGGUGUCCAAAAGGUCGUACCUCUACCUAUACAUUAGAGUGUGAUGAAACCAAAGAUACCCCUCAAUUUGAAGAUAUCCAAUGUUCGGCUCAAACUUGUCAUUAUCAAUGCUAUAUUCGUUCAUCUUAUGCUUGUCCUAUUAAACCAUCAACAAAUGUUCUUAAAAAAAAAAAAGAAUUAGUUUACUCUCAAUUGGAACCGUGGGCAGCUGGUAGUAAGACAAUUGAAUUGGUUGGAGAGUUCUCAGAGAUGGAUGAUACCGAGAUUUCAGUGGCUGGUAUGGUUUGUCAUAUCACCGAGUUUACAAAGACUCGUAUCUAUUGUACCAUUCCUAGCUAUCCAAAUAUCGAUUCUGGAAGAUACUAUGAUUUAGAGUUUCAUAAUGGACAAUAUAGUAGUAUUGUUGAAGUUUAUUUCCCAGCUUACGAUACUCCAAAACAAAAUAGAUUACUUUGUGAAAAAGAUAUUACUCUUUGUUCUGUACCAACAAUUUUAAAAUCAUCAAUUUCAAUUGUACCAUCACAAGUAAUAAGUCUUUAUGGUAAUUUUGGAACUCAAAAUGAAAUAUCAUUGGACAAUAUAGAGAUUGCUCUAAGUAAUGAAGACCAUUAUUUUGGUUGUAGAAUAACCUCUUUUAGCCAACACGAGAUUAAAUGUCGAAUUAAAACCAGUGACUAUCCAUAUAGUGGUGGUAACUUUGAUUUAUCUCUUGGCUAUGGAUCACCAGACCAUAAUGGUGCAGGUACUACCAGUCAAAUUUAUUUGGAACCAUUUCAAUUAUUAGCAAAUCGCUAA